Symbiodinium necroappetens is the source of this 558-nucleotide messenger RNA. NCBI's taxonomy places the organism in Eukaryota, Dinophyceae, Suessiales, Symbiodiniaceae. The record is from the annotation of a GenBank genome assembly.
AUGGCGACAAGCUGCCACGGCAUCUCCGGUGAUCCCUGCUUCCUCUGCGAAAGGAACACAGAGAGAAUCCAGGAUUCAACUCGCGUUGCAGCCUGCUGCGCACAGCACAACGUGAGCCAUCCUCCACAGAUAUGCCAGUGUGCUGGCCUUCAGGGGGAUGCGUUGAAAAGCUGUCAAUGGGAGCAGGCAGUGACCGUUUGUCUCGAAAAGAAAUGCGGCUGUGCUCAUGCAAGUACAGGAUGGAUUGGGGACCCCUCCGAUCUCUGCGACCUUUGUGAAGCGUUUGAAGUUCUUCCCUGCUGCGACGAAACCGAGCGAGAAGCACCGGAGCCGGAGACAUAUCGCUGCAAAACUCUUUUCCAGCAGGCCGUCACCGAAAAGAUAGAGUGUGUGGAACAAGGAUGUCGGGCAUGCAUUGAUGAGAGGUGCCGCCAGUACUGGUGUGAGGGCACACAGGGCUACACUGAACAGUGCUGUCUCCUGGGGGCUUACAACUCACCGAAGAUUUGCGAAGCAGCCCAAGCCCAGGGCCGUCAGCGCCGAGAGAUUCUGCCCUAG